CAUACAUAUGGAGAAGUAAGCAAAACAAUUACUGCCAGUAAUGUUGUAUUUGAAAAUAUGAAUAUUUCGAAAAAAAAUGGCAAGUAACACAGAAAAUUAGAGAAAAAUGCGAAAAAAUAGAAAUUGUAUGUAACUAAAUGCUUACCGCCAUUGCUAUAUAAACCGCACACAUUUAAAUAAUAAAUCAUUCAGCAGCUUAACAGCUUACGAGGCAGCAAUUGUGUACACACCACCAAAUCUUUGCAAAUGGCAUACAAGUUCGUAGCAAUUCUCGCUUUUGCCGCGUUGGCCAGCGCUGGCGUUCUGCCCGUGCAUGAAGUGUACCAACACGCACCAGUUACCAGCGCUGUGGUGAAGGCGCCAGUGGCUUAUGCUGCUCCAGCUCCAGCUUAUGCUCAAUCGGUUCUUGCCAAGCACGAUGACGAAUAUGACCCACAUCCACAAUAUAAAUACGGUUAUGAUGUGCAGGACGCACUCUCUGGCGACUCCAAGAGUCAAACGGAGGAACGCGAUGGUGAUGUCGUCCGCGGCGAAUACUCCUUGGUCGAUGCUGAUGGUUUCAAGCGCGUAGUACAAUACACCGCCGAUCCCGUUAACGGUUUCAACGCUGUUGUCAACCGCGUGCCUUUGGAACAUGUAAAAACUGUGGUGAAAGCUGCGCCUGUAGCCUAUGCCGCACCAGCUCACGGUCUCGUUAAGCAGUUCGCCGCCCCAAUUGCGUAUCAUCACUAGAGUGAUCUAGAAAGCCAAUUGCAACUGCCAAAUUUGGUCAUUGUUAUCGCUGGAAGGAAUUGUUAAGUAGUUUUAGGGAAAAAAGAAAACAAAUUGAAUAAAAGCCACUGAGCUUUUUAAGCUUCAUUUGAUAA
Molecule: messenger RNA, 866 nt
Organism: Bactrocera oleae (olive fruit fly)
Lineage: Eukaryota; Metazoa; Arthropoda; Insecta; Diptera; Tephritidae
Source: RefSeq, a predicted model, not a curated record